AUGAAAUUUUUGCUCGUUGUCGCUCUCUUGGCUGCUCCCGCUUUCGGAUGCCUUGGAGGAGGAUGUGGAUGCCCUCCACCCCCACCACCAUGCCUCUCCCUCCCUAGCCUCUGCCCGCCUCCUCCUCCUCCAUGCGGUUGCGGUGGUGGAUUCUCUUCUGGACCAGCUAUCGGAGGUGGAUAUGCUGCUCCUCCACCAGCCAUCGGAGGAGGUGGAUACGCUCAGGCUCCACCCUCAUACGCCGGACCACAAGCUCUUCCCCCACCACCAGCACCAAUCGGUGGAUACUCUGCCCCAGCUGCCCCCGUUGGAGCCUACGCCGGU
Messenger RNA from Mesorhabditis belari, 324 nucleotides. The record is from the annotation of a GenBank genome assembly. Lineage: Eukaryota; Metazoa; Nematoda; Chromadorea; Rhabditida; Rhabditidae.